UCGCUCCUCCUCCGCCCACUGCCGCCGCCGCCGCCGGUAAAUACCCACCCGCCCCGCCGCGCGCGCGCGUUUCAUGGGUGCGGGCCGUCCUCGCCGCUGGAAGCUGCCGUUCCACCGCAGCGCGCCGCCGUCGCCGUCCUCCAAGCCACCCUCCCCCCCGCCUCAGCCGGCGCCGGAGCCCCACUCGCCGGCGCGGUCGGCGGCGGCUGCGGUAGAGGAGGAGCCGCCUCCGGCUGAGUUCGCGUGCCCGAUCUUGGGCGCGCUCAUGGCCGACCCCGUGAUCCUUCCGUCGGGGCAGACGUACGAGCGCGCCUGCCUCCAGGCCUGCGCGGAGCUCGCGUUCUUGCCUCCCGGGAUGGGGUCCGCCUCCGACGCGAUGAUACCCAACGCUGCGCUCAGGGCGGCGAUUGGUACCUGGUGCGCGCGCUCCGGGAGGGCGGUGCCGGUGCCGCCGUCGGCUGAGGCUGCUCGGGCGGCCGUGCUCCGCGCGAUGCCGCCGGAUGCGGCGAAGUCCGUGAGGACUCGGCGUGCGGCGCCGGCGAGCUCUUCGAAUUCGUCCUACUCGUCGCCGGCGUCGACGUCCUCGUACACGUCUUCGUCGGAGAUUAUGCCGGCGGACGAGGAGGUUGGUGUGAAGCCCGUGAAGGAGGCGACGAGCAAGGAGGUGGUUCGGGAGCAGGUGGAGACGGCGGUUGACCCUCUCGAGGACGUGGUGGUUGCCAAGGUGAUGGACGCGGACGAGGAAGAGGAGGUGGUGUUGGCCGUUGCCGGCCUCCGGGAGGCCACGCGGGAGAGCGCGGAGCGCCGGCGCGCGCUCUGCACGCCGCGGAUGCUCGCCGCGCUCCGCCGCGUGCUGCUCAUCCCGCGCCACGCCAGCGCUCGUGUCGACGCGACCGCCGCGCUGGUCAACCUCACCCUCGAGCCGGCGAACAAGGUGCGCAUCGUCCGUGCGGGCGCCGUGCCGCCGCUCGUCGAGGUGCUCUGCUCGAGCACGUCACCGCCGGAGGCCCGAGAGCACGCGGCCGGCGCGCUCUUCGGUCUCGCCCUCAACGAGGACAACCGUGCCGCCAUCGGCGUGCUCGGCGCGGUGCCUCCCCUCCUCGACCUGCUCACCUCUCCCGCCCAGCCCGCGCCCGCGCGCCGCGACGCAGGGAUGGCGCUCUACCACCUCUCCCUCGCCGCAGUAAACCAGUCGAAGAUCGCCCGCUUCCCCGGCGCGCCUAAGGCGCUGCUCGCCGUCGCGUCCAGCGCCGCCGAGCGAACGCCCAUCCGGAGGCUGGCCCUCAUGGUCGUCUGCAACGUGGGUGCCUGCACGGAGGGCCGCGCCGCGCUGAUGGACGCGGGCGCCGUGGCGGCCGUCACCGCCAUCCUCUCCCACGACACCCGCGACGCCGAGCUCGACGAGUGGUGCGUCGCGGCGAUGUACGCCAUGAGCCGGGGCAGCCUCCGCUUCCGCGGCCUGGCCCGCGCCGCCGGCGCGGACAAGGCCCUCCGCCGCGUGGCCGAGGAGUGCGCCCCGGGCGUCGUGCGGCGCGACAUGGCCAGGAAGACGCUCCGGGCCAUGCGGAACGAGGCCGACGACGCGGCCGACCUGACCGGCAGCAGCCUCGAGUGCGGCGACGGCGACGACUACGCCGGCAGCAUCGUGUCGGACGGGCUCAUGUCGUUCCGCCGCCGCCAGCGCGAGCUCGGGUCCUCGUCGUGCAGCAACACAGCCGAGUUCUAAACCCACCACAGUGUACUACAACCAUUAGACAACAGUCGAGGUCGACACGUCCUUCGUUUCGAAGAGGAUUGCACCGGUCAUUGCCGGCCGGUCGCCGCCGGCGAGGUCUCGCCAUGUGUUUGUGCUCGAAUGUGUAAAGUUGGCGGACAAGCUGGUGCGGGGUGUAGCUUGCAAGCCAGAGUAUGGCAUUGUUCUGUGUGUACUUUGCAAAAAUUGGGGCAUUGUUCAACAAGGAAGACAGCAUGUGCCUGAAUUUCUGCAUCUGUAAAUAAGAUCAAAUCCUUUUGCUCUGAUCCAAUCCAAUUACACUUGUAGCA
This is a messenger RNA of Oryza brachyantha (malo sina), 2043 nucleotides long. Its product is annotated as U-box domain-containing protein 40-like. Lineage: Eukaryota; Viridiplantae; Streptophyta; Magnoliopsida; Poales; Poaceae. Gene Ontology annotation, biological process: protein ubiquitination. Gene Ontology annotation, molecular function: ubiquitin-protein transferase activity; protein binding. The transcript has a single exon. Bases 74 to 1726 code for a protein of 550 amino acids. Gene Ontology annotation, cellular component: cytoplasm; nucleus. The record is from RefSeq and is a predicted model, not a curated record.